This is a messenger RNA of Misgurnus anguillicaudatus (oriental weatherfish), 5006 nucleotides long. The record is from RefSeq and is a predicted model, not a curated record. Lineage: Eukaryota; Metazoa; Chordata; Actinopteri; Cypriniformes; Cobitidae.
AUGGGCAGUGAGAAGAAGCGAAAUGAGACAGAGAGUGCAGUCGGCCUGGAAUACAUAGCUGCUGUUUUUAUUCUUUUCUCAUGUUUCAGGAAAGGGAAGUUAUGAUAGACUCAAACAAAAUACACACGAAAACUGUCAUUUAAAUUAAACGAGUUUUGUUUAUAUGUAACUGGAAUAUACAUGUUCAAUCAAAAUUAUUUUUUCUCAUGUGAAAACUGAAAUCCAAACUAACCUUUAAAUCACCAUAUGUGAACAGUAAUAAGCAUACCGCUAUUUUACAUGAAAUAUGGCUUUCUAAUAAUGUUGAAUGCUCUUAGACAAAGCAACAAGGCAUUUCUUUCAAGUUGGACAUUAUCAAUAUGGCGACGCAUUGUUGGUUACUUUUAGUGACCUUUUUUCAAGGGUGUUUGACCUCCGACCCGUGGAGACCACAUAUGUUAUCCUUUGAACUUAUUAUGUUAAGAAAUCCUUUCUGUUCAAAGGUUGUAAGGGGACAAGUGCUAGCCAUAUCCCUCCGUUAUGUCGUUUUCAUAAACAACAGCCACCAAAAACAUAAGGACCAAUCAAAUUUUGUUUUAACCACAUUUAUUCAUUUAUUGUAAAUGGAUUAAAAUAAUACAAUAAUAAAGUAAAUAUUAUAAACUAUAAAUGGUACAGCAUCACAUUUUACUUAUAAUAAACAUACACUACUCCAAUACAACUCAAAUGUAAAAAUUGGGAUGUCAUAAAUAUUAAUUGUAAUGCAUUGAUUGUAUUGCUGCUGGCGCAUUAUUACCAUUUACCUUAAUUAAAAUCCUUAAUAAAUCUGACAUGUUAAUAUUUUGUGCAGAAAAUUAACAUUUGCAGCUUGUUUUAGUGGAAGCAAUUAUAGAUAAACAAAAAUCAAUUCAAAUAGAUCAAUUUUUAUAUUUUGUAAAUGAUUGUCAUUUGUCGUCAAGUCUCCUGUUUUACUCUGAGCAACAAAUAAAUAAAUAAUAUUUUGAAAUAAUUGUAUUGUUUGAAUGAAACGUGACAUCAUACUUAUAGCACCAUAUUUAUAUUAUUUCUUAAUUUUUAUUUUUAAAAUUCAAAACUUAACCUGUUGUACUAGGUUAACAUUUACUGCACUUAAGUAAUUCGUUUUUGCAGUCAUUCUUUGGAAUAUGGUAAAAAUUGCCCUGAAGGCUUUUCAAAACUGUGUUUGAAUUAAGACAUAUUAAAUCCAUGGCAUACACUUCCUGCUGAGUUCAACAUGGACUCUGAAAGGGUGUGGACGUGCACCGUGACAUAAGUACAGCAUACACAACAAACAAAAUAUGUAAAAAGAAAAAAAAAACUUUUUUAAACAGCUUUAAAAAAUCACGUUUGGAAGACCUUACGGAUUGCGUAUAUCAAAGCUUGCAAGAGUUUAUUAAAUAACUUUUUCAAAUAUAUGAAUGGGUCGAAUAUAGUGUAUUUCGCACAGGAAGAUAUUGUUAAUAUCUGACAGAGACCAGUGCAUGUUUUCCACCGAAGAUCCAAUUUUUUUCAAGUUUCUAAACACAUAAUUAAUAUAUUAAAGGCAUAUAUUGUAUUUGAUUUUGGAAAUUGACGUGUUGAAAUUACAUGUUAAUGUUGCUGAAUGAAAAUAAACUUUGUUGGACAAAGCAAUUGAGAAACAGCUUCAUGAAUGUGCUCAUCGCCAUUUGUGUGUAUUUCGUGUGUUUAAGAAAUUCUAUAGUUUUUUUUGUGGUUGCAAAGCUCUGACUGUUAGAUGACUUGUAUUGUCUUGUAUUAAAUUAUUGGUUUUACCAUAGUAUUUUAUUCUUCGCAUUGCAUAUAACGUAACCUUUUUAGAAAAGAAAGCAUGCUUUAAGUGUAUUGAUGUGAAUCACAAUAUGUUUUUGAUAUUUCCAUUAUCAUUAACUUUCAAUAGUAUCCAUAUUUAAGAUACUAAAACCAUUCGAAAGAAGAUAAAUAUAUAUAGUACAGAAUUAUACUUUUGCUGAAUUCAUACUGAUAAAACGUUAUUAAAAAUACGUUUUAUUUUAUGUCUAUUCAAUCGAUGCGGGGGAUGGCUUGUGCAAUAUGUUUCAUGUAUGCUGUAUCACUCUGUUGUGCAAAGAAAUAAACCUCCUUCCACAUGUGUGUGAACGUGUGUGUCUUGGUAAACAGAUUUGCCUGUAACUUUGUGAGCACAACUUUCUGGAGUGAACAGUGAUGAAGAGAGUGAGGGGGCGGAACCCCGCUGAGCCUCUGCGCUGAAAGACAGCCAAUCGCUUCGUUCUCUUAACUGCCAGUCACCGAAAUCUGUCCAAUACCCGCAGUGCCAUUUCUAAACUCUAUUCCCCACUGUGUCCUCCAACUGUUGUAUGUUCUGCCAAUCGCUUGAGGACAGAGUGGGAAAAGGAGCAAGCAGAGUUAGAGGCAGGACAAAAGAAGUUCUAUAGACGGUCAUAUACAUAUAUUUUAAUGGUUUCGGUAGGCCUGUAGUUUAGGAAAACAAUAGCAGUGAGGGUGGACAUGACAGCGUAGUGAUGGAGCCCCCUUUAAGCAAGAGGAAUUCGGCGAUAAGAUUAGCGGAUUUGGCAUCGACUCAAGCCCUUCCUCAUCAGAAUAUGACAGGCUUCCCGGGGAUAGGGGGGCAUCACCCGCACUCCCACCAUGCCCACCUCCACCCUGGGGAGAUGGGCAACGACCCCGGAGUGGCUCUCACUCCAUUUGGACCCGAGCACAUGGCACAGACCAAUGCUCUCAAACUUAGUCCAUCUCAGCCUGUUCAAAGCCAUCCCGAAGCCCAGACCGCGGCAUCCUUCACGUCUUCUCAGACCACUGUCGGUUUCCCCGUGGCUCACCCCCACACAGGCUACACCACCAGCAGGGACUUCAUCCUCAGGAGAGAGCUCUCAGCCUCUGCUAUGCAUGCACUUGGCGACCAGCAUAGUUCCGCCUCCUCCCCUCAUCACCAUGGCAUGUUCAUUUCCCCAACAGGUGCUUAUGGGCACGCGGAAGGUGGUGCCCAUCCACUUUUCUCUGGACUGCACGAGCAAGCGGCCCCAGGUGCCCAUCACCACCAUGCCCUUAACGGGCAGAUGCGUCUGGGUCUACCGGGGGACAUCUACGGCAGGCCAGAGCACUUCGGCCACAGGCCCGAGCACUAUGGAUCUUCCUCUCUGCACAGCUACAACUCCAUGAACUUAAAUGUGAACCUCGCCACGGCUCCUCACGGAGCCACGGGAGCGUUUUUGCGAUACAUGAGGCAGCCCAUCAAGCAAGAGUUAAUCUGCAAAUGGAUUGAUCAAGAGCAGACCUCUAAGAAGCCCUGCUCCAAAACUUACAGCACCAUGCACGAGCUAGUGAACCAUGUUACGGUAGAGCACGUCGGGGGACCCGAGCAGAGCAGUCACGUCUGUUUUUGGGAAGAGUGUCCGCGCGAGGGAAAGGCGUUUAAAGCCAAGUACAAACUUAUCAAUCACAUCCGCGUGCACACGGGAGAGAAACCGUUCCCGUGCCCAUUUCCCGGUUGUGGCAAAGUAUUCGCGCGCUCGGAAAAUCUCAAGAUCCACAAGAGGACUCACACAGGCGAAAAGCCCUUCAAAUGCGAGUUUGAUGGCUGUGACAGGAAAUUUGCCAACAGCAGUGACAGGAAGAAGCACUCUCACGUCCAUACGAGUGAUAAGCCUUACUUUUGUAAAGUAAGAGGUUGUGACAAGUCAUACACUCACCCGAGCUCACUGCGCAAACACAUGAAGGUUCACUGCAAGUCUCCUCCGCCCCCUUCCGCCAACACGGGCUCCACUUACCAUCCCUCUACGACGAUCGGUGUUGCCCUUUCCCCCAACCUGGAGCCCCACAGAAACCGUUCGUCGAACCUUUCGCCUCAGGUGACCAACCUAAACGAGUGGUACGUGUGCCAAGGAAGUGCCGGACCAAAUAAUCUACACACUCCUUCCAGCGAUGUGCCAACGUCAGAAUCCGACGACGAGGACUCUUUUAGACACACAGAUCCAAGAGCAAUGCUCUGAUUUGAACAGCAAGGAAUAUAUUCAUGAUGAAAGGUCCAUAUUUAAAACACACACACACAAAUUUUAAGUGUUUCAAUUUAAAGGACAUGAAACAGCCUGUGGAUGACAGUGGGUGAAAGAGAUAUUGCCCCCAGUUUGCCAUUAAAACAUGUUUAGAGCACUGAUGCAAUUUAUGUCACUACGUUGUUAAUCACAUUUAUAAGCUGUCACAUGCAACAUAAAAGUGAAAUGUGGAAUUUAAAUAUGACACAUGAAAUAAUCAAAUUUUGUUGUUACGAUUUAAGGUGAUGUGUUAUCAAAUAACUAAGCUCGAAAAGGUUGGCUCGAAAGAUGCAGCAGUUAUGUUUGGUUGUUUUUCUUUCAGCAUUACUUCUCUUUCGAUGCACAGAAAUUUUUAUAUAAGCAUUUUACACGUCUGAUCGGCAUUGUUUAAAAAAAAUGCAGUGACAAUACUGUUUUUUAUUUUUACUUAUAUUGUCAGUGUCAAAGACAAAAAAGAAUUUAAAAUGGGUUACGUCUUUGUUAAAGUUUAUACAAUAACUGUGGUCAGGGCUGUUUUGUGAUAUUUAAAAUAUUUAAACCUAUAUUUUAUGCAAAAUCAGUGUAACUUUGAUUAAAGAGUACGAAUAUGUCCACUGAGACCCUAAAUAAUUGUAUCAUUGACAGGCCUAUCCUGAUUUGUAAAUACUACAUGGUAUUGAUGCUUGUGAAUGUUGUUGUAGCGUCUCAACAAGUUUUGUACAUUGUAAUUUAUUUGCUGGUAUUAAUGUUGGUAUGGACGUACAGAUACACCAAAGAAUAAUAUAAUUUUGGUGAAAUGAAGUGUUGCUUUUUAUCGUGUUUUGUAAAAAAGGUCUUACUUGAAUAGGCUGUAUAAUGUGAAGAUUUAUUCGCAUGACCUGUGUAGUAACUUCUUUCUUUUGAGUUGCAUGAUGCUGUUGAUGGAAUAAGGUCGUGAAGAAAUGUGAUGUUUGUGUAUAGUUAUAUGGAAAACUUGAAUAAAAGCAGGAAGUGUAAAUAUGG